This is a messenger RNA of Betta splendens (Siamese fighting fish), 6832 nucleotides long. Its product is annotated as thyroid adenoma-associated protein homolog. The record is from RefSeq and is a predicted model, not a curated record. The transcript has 29 exons. NCBI's taxonomy places the organism in Eukaryota, Metazoa, Chordata, Actinopteri, Anabantiformes, Osphronemidae. Gene Ontology annotation, biological process: tRNA methylation. Gene Ontology annotation, cellular component: cytosol. Bases 152 to 5791 code for a protein of 1879 amino acids.
GUAGGGGGCACUGUGUAGCUGCAAUUGUAUGGCAAGCGCUGGUUUUACGGGACUAGAAUAAGAGCAGUGUCACGUGACCGUCCAUCGCGGCAGCACCCGGCGUGCUCCCCGGCGUGUUUGGGAGCAUUCACUCGGUGGAGUAAUUGCAACGAUGCCGUUUGAGGAACUGGCGACACGUCUGCGGGAUUGCGGCAUCGGCGAGGAUCAGACCUCUGACAAUGGCAGACAGACGCUCAGGCGGUUCAUCGACAAACUCACUGAAUCCUCCAGGAGCAGCGUGAAAAGGUCCAAGGAGCGCUGCUUGGACGAGGCCACGCAGCUGCUGAGGCAGAUUCCCGAGGCGCAGCUUCGAGGCGCGGGGGAGACCCAGCUCCUGCUCCUCGUCCGCCUCCUGCUCUCCCUGCAGGUGCAGAUGGCCAGCAGCUCCACGGGCUGCCGUAAAGUGGACCAGAUGCUGCAGCAUUUGGCGAAGGUGGAUCACCAGUUGGUUUUCAGAGAAACUCAGCAGUGUGUGUCUUCCAUAGUCAACACUGAGCAGAUGUUGUGUUUUGAGGAUCUGCAGAAAGCCUGCAUGUUCCUGGAAGACAGCACCGUGGGCCGCGAAGUGUGGCGUCAGUCGCACCUCGCGUGGCUGAACAAAGUGUCCGAGUUGUUCUCUGCGGUUCUGCAACAGGAAUCCCUAAGAGAUGGACCUCUGUGUUACAUCACUGUCAAGAUGUGCUUGCAGACGUUCCAGCUGCUGUCCGGCGACGUGGCCCCGCUAGUGUGGGACCCGGAGCGUGGGGUCCCUGCCGUGCAGCGGAUUCUGCAGGCGCUCAUGGACAUCAUUCUCGGACAGUGCGUCAACAGGGACACCCGUCUCUUGGCGGGCACCGCCGUGGCCAUGCUGAUCGGCACCGCGUCGGACAGCGGAGCAGGAGGGGCGGCCGCCUGGAGUCUGCUGCAGGUCUCCCGGUCAGAGCCCUGGCUGCUGGCUGUGGGAGCUCUCCAGGCUCAGUGCGUCCCUAAGGGGGAGGACGGAGUGGGCCGGUUGGCGGUGAGCCGGGGCCUCCUCGCCUGCUGUCCGCCUCCCAUCCUGCUCAGUGCACGUUCCUCAGAAGUAAAUCCAUUCAAAGUGUCUCGCUUCCGCGUUGCUUUGCUGUCACCACCGAACCCACAAUGUGCUUCGUUCCAGUGUUUGCUGCUGAAGGGUUUGUUUCCUCUGGUCUGCGGUUUGUGUGAGGAGAAGCUGGACUGUCAGUACUUUGCCUUUGAAGUGCUCAUGCUCUGGCUGAGGAAAGUGAAGGCGUGCGUGGGCGACGUGUGGGAGAUGACGGGCGGCCGCCUCCUCCCCGACAGCGGCGCGUUGCAGCGGCAGCUCACGCACAUCAUGUGGACCAAUGCUGAGAGCCCGGUUGAAGGCGUGUCCGAGCUGGUCCGCGGCGCCUUCGCUCUGCUGCUGGACCUCUAUGAGAUGGACUGUCAGCAGUUCGGUGACGCAAAGAAAACCCUUUAUUUUACUUUGCUCGAGCGAAUAUUGACGCUGCCCUGGGAAUCCAAAGCCAAAUAUCACCAUCUUUGUGCCCUGCUGCCAUACGUGGGAAGUGACAGAGUGUUGGAGCAGUGUGCCGACCUCCCUCAUCAUCUCCUAAAGUGCUUGUCCACCAAUCACCUGUCGCCCUGUGGAUCCGAGCUGUAUAAGAGUCUGAUCCAGCAGCAGCGGCGGGAGCAGGCGUCCGCUCCACACUCUGACGUGGACCUGGCUAAUCGCUGGGCGCGGCGCUGGCGGCCCUUCCUCCAGGAGGCGCUGACGUCCGACGUGACUCUCCUGCAGAGCAACAGCUCCACGCACCUGCUCCCCUGCACCCUCCGCGUCUUCCCCGGCGCCGCGGAUCACCUGCUGGCCUCGCUGGACGCGGCCGCGCCCGGCCACCUCCGCGCCUGGGCCUGCGUCGCGGCCGCCCAUCGGGCCGCGACCGGAGCCCCCCCGCGGGGCGGCUCGACCCCAGAGGCCCUCCGGCUCGCCCUGGGGUCCGCCGACGACAGGGUCCGCCUCGCCGCGCUCGGCCUCCUCUGCUGGAGCCCGAAGAGCAAAGACGCGCCCACCACGGAGGAAAUGUCCGUCAUGACCGCGUUCGUUCCUCAGAAUCUGAAUUGCGAGUCCUCGCCUUUUCGCCAGCACUUUCAGGCAGGAGUGAGGAGGUUCCUAGUUCGCAUCAGAGACGGCUGCUUGGCGCGUGUCAGAGGAGAGAGAGGCAAAAGCAGCGGCGACGCCGUGGAUGCAGAGGGGACUCCACUGGAGCAGGGAGUAGGGUUCAUAGAAUGGCUGAGUCAGCUUCCGUACAGCUGUCUGGCCUCAGGACACAGUUACCAGCGGAAGAAGACGGCGCUGCUGCUGCUGUCUGCGGUGCUGGAGACCUGCACCGACACCUGGAGCCCCGACAAAAGGAAGGGGCAGCCUCCAGCAAACAUGGGAUCUCUUAUUACCUACGCCAGAGAGAAGGGACUGUGGGAUUUCUUCUGCAGGUCGAAGCAGCUGGUCCUCAUCAGCUGUUUGGAAGAUUCUACAAACGAGAUUCGAGAGCUCUCGGCGGGUUUGUUGUUGAGAUUCUUCCCGCCCGCUUUUCCACGUGACAUUUCUUCAGUUCUCUUCACGCGGAGCAGGCGGCUCCUGUGCAGCCCUCGCGUGCAGGAGGCCCAGAUGGGCGCGCUGAUGGUCAAAGUCCUCUUCCACAAAUGGCGGGACGCGGGUCCUGCAGACGGGAGCUUGAGGAGUGACCGCGAGGCAGACGUGAGCAGCGUGGUCGGGUUCCUGGUGAAGGAGCUGGAGGAGCACUACGUGACGGCCAAGGCUGACGUGAUGCUCGCUGCCAGAACCAAGCCUGUACACGGUGUCCUCAGCGCCCUUCAGAAGUGUUUGCUUGAAGGACCCAGCGGUGUCUAUGACACACUGGACCACGGCUGGAUCGCCCAGAUCUUGGGCCUGUUGGAGAAUCUGUCCCUGCUGCUGCUCGGAGUUCUGUAUGGAGACAAAGAGGCUGGUGCCACUGAGAAAGAUGCGCCCCCUUCCUUUUGUGACAUGGGCAAUGCCAUCAGCUCCCUUAUAGCCCAGGCGUCUGGAGGAGCCCCAGGAGAUGGAGAGGAGUGUGUGCUGCUGUCUGAGGAGCACAGCCUCGUCCUCACCUGCUGCUGGGUCUCCCUUAAGGAAAUUGGCAUCUUUUUAGGUCUGCUGGUAGAGAAGCUUUUAAUCAAAUCCGGCCCAAAUGGCUGCCUUUUAACAGAACAGGAUCUAAAAAGAGCAGCAGAAAUAUUCAGGAAUAUUCUUCUCAAAUGCCGCCACUGGGGGGCAGUAGAGGGGUGCUGUGUCGGCUUCACCAAGUUCUGUGCCUCCCUGCUGAGCAGCAGCGAUCCCGAGCUUCGGAAAAUCCCGGCUCGCAUGCUGAAACAAGGGCUGCAGGUUGUGCAGUCCCCCAGCUCCACGUCGGUGACCCGGCGUGCGGCGGGUCUGCCCAUGCUCAUCCUGUGUGUGGUGUCAGCGGAGGAGGCCUGUAAAGCCAGAGCGCUGCUGGCGGACAGCGUGCAGACCUUGUUGGACACGGCCCGAACGCCUCUGCCCGAGAACUGGGACCAAACGCUGGACCUGCCCCAGGUGUGUGCGGUCCACACUCUGCAGGCGCUGGUGCGUGGCUCAGGCCUGGGACUGGCUCUCCUCCAGUUCGCCCCCGUUGUCGCCAUCCUGUCGCUCACACUGCUCAGCUCUCCUUGCUGGGCCGUGAGGAACGCUGCUCUGCAGCUUUACAGUUCCCUGUGCUCGCGGCUGCUCGGUCAGCAGCCCGGCAGUGAGGACGGCAGCCCCGCUCAGCACUGCGUGUCGCCCUCCGGCUUCUUCUUUCACUACCCUGCGCUCCAGCCCUUCCUGCUGGACGAGCUGAGAGGAGCGGCGCGAGACCACCGGGGUUCGCCUCAUGAGGCCAAGCUGCACCUCCAGCCCUCGCUCCACCCUGUCCUCACCCUGCUAGCCCAGCUCCAGCCUGGCGCCCAAGACUCCACAGAGUCUUUGUCAGACUUUCUGCCUCCUUUGCUGCAACUGUCCUCCAGUCCUAUUUACAGUGUGAGGGUGAUGGCCUCCAAGGCAUUGGUUGCCAUGACUCCCCCUUCUGAGUACAUGAACAUCCUCAUCAAACUUACAGCCCAGCUGCCCAGUCCCGAGGAGGGCUGCAGCCACAACCGGCUGCAUGGACAGCUGCUGCAGGUUAAAGCUCUGUUAGACAGAGCUCUGUGCACGGACAGUCUCCCGUCAGCAGGCCUCUCUGAAGUGCUGGACAGGGUCUGGGCCUCUCUGUGGUUGGGGACUGGAGCUCAGCACUGCCCCCUAGUGAGAGCAGCGUAUCUCAGCGUCGCAGAGUCUCUGCGAGGAUUCUGCAGUGAGGCCUAUGUGACAAAGCUCAGUGAGACUCUCCUGCAGGACCUCCAAACGCCCCAACAGGGGCUUCAGGUUGGGUUGCCCUCGUUCCAUCAACAAGCUGUUUGCUUCCUGUGCGCAGAUGCGCGGUGGGCAUGUCACAUCUGGGACAGCUUCCCCGCAGCAGGCCAGGACAUUAGACUGGUGUUACUCACGUGGGCGGUGGAUGGGCGAGGUUCGCGGCAGACAGCCCUGAAUGAGGCGAUCAGGAGGGUGUUGCAGUCGAACCUGAUGGAGGCGUUGUCGAGCCACAGUGUGCAGUACCGCAGGACCUACCUCACAGCCCUGGUAGCGACGAUGGCCCGGGCCGAUUUCGCUUCACCUCAUCCUCCUCCUCAGUCUGCUCUGCUGGAGGAGCCGGUUCUGCCUGAGUGUCUGGAUUGGUUGCUCGGGAACCUGGAGGAGCAGCAAGGCGGGCCAGAAUCUCUGUCUCAGGCCCUCUACGCAGCGAGUCUGCUACUCUCCCAAUGGCCAGACUCCAGGUUGAAGGCAUCCAUGAUGCAGCGCUUGUGUAGCGUCUUGGAACGCCACCGGUCCCCAGAGGCCCCUGAGGUGCUCAGAAUGGCGUGUGCUGAGGCUCUAGACAGCCUGAGUCAAAGCCUGAGGGAAAGCAGCAGCGCCAUCAUGAUCAGCUUGAUCAACACAGGCCUUUACCUGCUGCAGGACCAAAGCCAGGCGGUGAGGGUGAAGGUGGCCCGUUUUGCCUCCGUGCUGCACCGUGUGAGGCAGGGUGAAGGCGCGAGCAGCAGCUAUGUCGCACAGGUCAACCAGGCUCUGCCGCUGCUGUUGGACAUGCUGCUGGAGCAAUGCUGGGACACCCCAGGCACGCUGGAGGUGCUGCUGUGUCACCUGCCCCAGUCUGACCUCAGAGCUGUGCUGAGAGAGGCCUCGGGCUCAGGGCGUUCCAGUCUGUACGAGCAGGACGAGGCCAACGUGUUUGCGGAGCCGGCGGCGAUGUCGGCACACGUGCUGCCUUACCUGCUGCAGGUGGCUGAGAAACGCUCUGAAUCGCCCGCUUUGGCCCAGAGCCUCGUCGCGUGGGCAGAGCAGAAUGCUGCCCAGGUGCUAGACGGCGUCGCAGUCUGCAGGGAGAUGCUUCCAGCUGAGGCCUUGACCCCCACCUGGCUGGCUCUCCUGGUGAACCACGCUUUCCACAGCGCUCUCUGUGGCCUGUUCUGCAGAGCCGCCUUCCUCCUCCGCCUGCUAAACACAGCUGAGGGCGCAGGACGCCCGUUCGACGCGUCCUCCCUGCACGCGGAUUUACAGAAGGCUUGUCGUGUGCUCUCCCAGAACGGCGUCCACCUUCCUGCCGCCAUAAGAGCGGCUGUUGCUGGGGAGCUGCCGCUGUGAUGGGACCAGACGUCUUACCUGUAGGGGUUUCAGCAGGGUAACGCUGCAGCACACCUCAAGUUGUCAGGCUCAAUGACUUAUGCAAGAGCUCAGUGGCUGCCGUCCAUCUGCUCCCCAUCAUCGUGUUACCUACACAGAGAAGGCGAACACAGCGAUGAGCUGCCACGUGGACAAAACGGUUCUUCCCUAUAACUUCAAGGCAUGUUCUUGAUACAGUGCGUUUGACAUUCUAUCCAGAGGCACAGCCACCGGUGAAGCCCCAGGCCCGUGGUUCCGAUCCCAGUCUGCUCCGUUUAUACUCCCAGAUCAGCCCUCUGAUGUAAUGCAGCAGCAUCCGUCCGUAUUGGUUUCUUACAGCGCAGCAGGGAGGAGCUGAUGAGUCUCUGCUUUAAUGCUCCAUUAGAGGCUGUGCGUUGGAUAAGUGUCCAUUCUCAGGCCGCAUGGGGGCUGAAGAUGAUUGACCGAUUUAAUGGAGUACAAGACGAGCAGACGGUUGCUCAGCGACCGACCACACAUCAGAGCAGAGUUACAUCACCGGUAGCCCCCCUGCUGUGAGUUGUUAGACGAGCUCUGCCACGAAGGCUGCACAUGCUGCACUGUUUGGCUACUAAUGACAUGUUUAUGGAAAUGUAUAUGCUCAUAAAUUGUAUAUUUUUCAGCGGUGAUCACAUUUGCACAGCAUCAUUGAUCAUCAUCUCACUAUAAACCGUCAACGAAUGCUCAUUGUUUUACACACUGUACAUCUGACUACACAAAAGUUUCCAAUGUGUGUGUAAAACUGUUUUCUUGCAGGCUUCUAAAUUACGCAACAUGGCGUCAUUGUAUCAGCAUAACUUUUACUGAUACCCAGGACCAAGGUAACACCUGGUAGAGAGCUCUGAGAUUAGAUUGCGAAUGCGAAGUUGAUCAAAGAGCCGUCAGUCUGCAGAGUUAUCCUAUGAGGAACUGUGCAGCAGCCCUCAAUUUCAAGUAUGUACUGAUUGAUGAAGAUACCAUUUUAAACUCGUUUUUAAAUAAAAAGCUUUUUUAGUUUUGAGAGAA